AUGUCUAAACUUAAAAAAAUUGCUUCGGAAACUGUCCAGAACAGGAGACAGACACCAUUAAUGGAAUAUGUCAGAGAUAAACUUCUUGCUGCAUAUCGUGAUCCAAUAACUCCACAACCUGGUCUUCCUAAAGGUCCUGAAGAAAGUCCCUUGUAUUAUCCUCAUCGUUUUCCAAAUACUCAAUCUAAUAGAUCACCACCACCACCAAAUCUUCCUCCUGGUGUAUAUCAUAAACUUAGCGACAACUACUAUUUAAAUCAUGAUGCUAGAAGAAGUGUUGAACCACCCAAAGCACUUUAUAAAGUUGAUGCUUCUGGAAAUUCUGUUUUCAAUGAUGAAAAUAAAGAAGCAUCUAAUACUUAUGUAAAUAAAGGACCUGAAGAAAAUUUUGGUUUAAAUAUUCCAACUCCAGGAUUUGGAUUGGAAUGGUCUAGAAAUAUACAGUAUGAACAAUUGACACAACAAAAAGACCCAAUAAUGAAAUGUUUAGAAAGAUACGAUAAGUAUUUAAGUAACAAACGCUAG
Molecule: messenger RNA, 525 nt
Organism: Strongyloides ratti
Lineage: Eukaryota; Metazoa; Nematoda; Chromadorea; Rhabditida; Strongyloididae
Product: NADH:ubiquinone oxidoreductase subunit B14.5a family-containing protein
Exons: 2
Coding region: 1-525 (174 amino acids)
Biological process (GO): ATP synthesis coupled electron transport; mitochondrial electron transport, NADH to ubiquinone
Cellular component (GO): mitochondrial inner membrane
Source: RefSeq, a predicted model, not a curated record